AUGAACGCAAUAGGAGUAUAUGGUAGGUUUGGGAAAGUGGAGGAGGUUUACCCAGCUCCAUCUCAAAAUAAAAAUGCGUUUAUCGUGCGAUUCGUAAAGGAGUCCCCCGUGCCGCAAGCUCUCGCAUUUGGCGAAGGCAAGCUUUCAGAGAAAGGCAUCAGAAUAACCAUUCGGCCUGCUCAUCGAUCCAAAUGGAUGAAUAAUCAUCAACACCAACAACCAAGGAGGCUUCCACCAUUACCAAUUGCUCACCAGCAACCCACGUGGGACGCACCAACCCCAUCAAGCAUGAACGUUGGUUACGCUCAUACAACAGGUCCUAGUCCUUCGUUGUCGGCAACACCUACGCAUACACCAGAACGAGGUCAGAUUGCAAGUUCGUCAAGCUCCAAGAGCACUGAAACCUUGCCCUGUGAAAUGAGAUCAGAUCGAAGCGUGACUCAGGAGACUACAUUGCCUGUCGAGGCCGCCAGUAUACCAGGUACCGACCAGCCAGGGGAGACUCAGUCUACUGACAGCCACGAGCAAGCAACCUCUGUGAAGGAUGAGAAGCCCCAUGAGCCUGAACAAGCGUCCACUCGAGCUGCGCUCUCCGUGCAAACAAAAAAGAGCAAGAAAAAAGAGUUGGCUUCGCAAUCAAAGCCGCUGUCUCAAGCAUAUACCGGCGGAGAAGAUAGCAAAUGCAGUGAAGCUAUUCUGGGAGGCGAAGAUGGUAGGCGCUCUUUGCAUAAGAAGGCUCGGGUUGCGUUACCAAGCAGUCCUGUGAUGCUGGCUAGCGCUACAGCAGAAGAGUGCAACGUGAGCUCAUCCGCUACGCCUCAUUCAGAUACAGGAGAUGGCAGUUGCACGCCGAAGAGACCGCAAGGACAAGCUAAAGAGACUCAAGUAUCUAAACAAGUGGACAUUCCGUGCCCAAACACUAGCACCACUGAAGCAGUUGUGCAGAAUGAUGCAAAAUUAGAGAAAGAUCAAACCUCAGUCUCAAGUGAUUUCAAGAAGGCACAGAAUUCUGUCCCAAAGGUGGGCGCAGAUUUGUCACCAACAACCAAAAUCUCCGAGAACAUCUUCACAGAAGAUGAAAUCAAAGAGCGAAAACAGGCCUGGAAUAGGAUUCCUAUGCCAUUGGAUCCACGGAAAUCCAGGAAAUUAGGAACUUCUGUCACAUCCGGCCAACCGCCCAUGUCACAAACUCAGAAGGAGGGCUCAAAUGAUGUGAUGAAGAAUACGAGAGUUCCUGCAUCAUGUAUAGAUGAGCGAGCUCAACUCGAGUCAUCAAAUAUUUCAGGAGUGGAAGAAAUCGCACCCGAUGAAUCAACGGAAAGAGUUGAGGAAUCGGCUGAGGCAUCUGAAGAGGCAGCUCAGAAGCCUGUGAAAGAUGAAGGGUCUAACCUUGAACAAAGGCUCUGCGUAUCUAAUGAGCAGUCUAGAAUUGCUCUUAGGAAUGGAGAUUCUUCUUUUUCUUCUAAACUAGAACUAUCCGAGUUAUUCCAUCGGGCGUCAGAGCAGUUGGUUGAGGAUACACUCAAGACUCCCGGGACGGUGUUGACCACCGAUGAUGGCAAAGCAAGUUCUGAGGCAAAUAGCCAAAGCAAACCGAAAACGAAGUGGAACAAGAACAAAAAGGCUAAGAAACGACUAACCUCAGCACUGCAGGCUGACUUGCAGAAGGAAACUGGCAGUCAGGAGGUGUCGCCGCCCAACUUGGGGACAUCUGCUGUGCCUGCGACAGAGAAGUUUCAAAUGAAUCAUGAUAUGCUCAUGCCAAUCUCUGCAACCACCGGAUCGGCUUCUCAUUCUAUUCAUCUUCCUGAAAAUAUUGAUGAAUCAUCAAUUGAACCGUUCGGGGAGCCUAGGGAGCCGACAAUGACAGGCAAUAGAACUCAGUAUCCUUACGAUACUCUGCCGCGUGGUCGACUGGAUUUCAGGGGCAAUGCGGGCGGCUCUUUGAAGAUUCCGAAAAAGCGGAAGAAUAAUUACCCCUCCAUUACUUCAAAGACAUUUGAAGCAUCGACAGCCGCCAGUUCGGUAACACCCGCAGGUGAAGCUGAUGCUUCCAAGAAAAGUCGUCUGAAUCCACUGGCAACAGCUUUCGUGUCUCCUCGCAAAUCCACUGCGACAGGAGCAAGCACUGAGGCCGUUUCGUAUUCUCCUAGAGCAGCCUCUUCUUGCGCGGGACUGGCCGAGGUUUCUCUUGAGAAAAUGCAGCCCCCCUCCAAGUUUAAGAUUAUACGAAGGCCAGCGACAACAAACAGCUCGCCGUCAAAGGCGUCGCAGCUGAGAGAAAAGCUCAACCAAGGGUCCAAAGGAGCUGACAACUUUGAGAGCUCAACUAAGCAGCAAGAGAACAGCCGCAAUGAAAUCCAGCGUGACUGGUCCAAAGACAAGCAUCAACGGGAGCGCGAAAACGUCAAAUUGACAAAUUCGAAUACCACAUCACCUUCAAAGGAUGGGGGAAAGAAGAAUGUUGACCUCGAUACACAAGAUUGGCCAGCAUUGCCCGUGUCUCGAGUGAGAUCUGCUACUCUUGAGUAA
Trichoderma breve is the source of this 2532-nucleotide messenger RNA. RefSeq lists its product as uncharacterized. NCBI's taxonomy places the organism in Eukaryota, Fungi, Ascomycota, Sordariomycetes, Hypocreales, Hypocreaceae. The record is from RefSeq and is a predicted model, not a curated record. The transcript is spliced from 4 exons. The coding region runs from base 1 to 2532 and encodes 843 amino acids.